Messenger RNA from Triticum turgidum subsp. durum (durum wheat), 852 nucleotides. NCBI's taxonomy places the organism in Eukaryota, Viridiplantae, Streptophyta, Magnoliopsida, Poales, Poaceae. The record is from the annotation of a GenBank genome assembly.
AUGCGAGGGCCAGGAGGAGGAGUUGGGCCCGCGGCGGCGGCGUUCGGCCCCGGCGAGCCGCCCCCGGCCGCGGAGGAGGUGGUGGAGGAGAACUCCGGCGGGGAGGAGGAGGAGGAGGAUGGGCUCGAGCUGGGGCUCUACCUCGGCUCCAGGAAGCAGCAGCUGCCGGUGACGCCGGCGCCGUGCCGUAUCCUGACGGCCAGGGACCUGCAGCCGGCGGCCGCGCUGUCCCCGGACUCCUCCGUGUCCUCCUCCUCCCCCGCCGCGGCCAAGCUGGAGGAGGGCCCCGCGCCCGCCGCCUCGCCGGGGAUCCUCGCCUCCGGCCACCCUCAGAGCAGCUUUGGAGUGGUGGGAUGGCCACCAAUAAGAACAUUCAGGAUGAACAGCCUGUUCGGCCAGGCGAAAGACAAUGCCUCCGAUGCCGAAACCAAGAAGGCCGCCGCCGAUGAGUCCGGCUCACGGAAAGACAAGGAGGAGGGCGAGAAGAAGGGCCGGGUGCCCGGGUGGGUGAAGGUGAACAUGGAUGGGGAGGUCAUUGGGAGGAAGGUGGACCUCAACGCCCAUCGCUCCUACAAGACCCUUGCCUUGGCCCUUGAGAUCAUGUUCACCAAGCCAUCCGCCGGUCUUUGCGCCUCUAAUAGCACGAAGUCUCUGAAGCUGUUAGAAAACUCUUGUGAAUACCAGAUGACAUACGAAGACAGGGAUGGUGACUGGAUGCUUGUUGGAGAUGUCCCUUGGGAAAUGUUUGUUGGCUCCGUGAAGAGGCUAAGGAUCAUGAGGACAUCGGACGCCAGUGGUCUCGGGCCACGGUUUCAAGCCAACCACAGAACAGCGAGCAGCCAGCCGCUGUGA